Molecule: messenger RNA, 186 nt
Organism: Penicillium coprophilum
Lineage: Eukaryota; Fungi; Ascomycota; Eurotiomycetes; Eurotiales; Aspergillaceae
Exons: 1
Coding region: 1-186 (61 amino acids)
Source: RefSeq, a predicted model, not a curated record
AUGCCCUAUUCUAAUGAUAACCCUGAGCAUAUCAAGGAAUGUGUGUGGGAAUAUCAAACCGAAAAGACCUGGGACUCCGGGGACCUGAAUAAUGAGGCACCAACCCUCAAAGCGGAAGACUCUGACGCCCAGGUGAGUGUGAAAGCUUGGUACAUAGCCAAGGCGUUAGCCAAGGCAGCAGCAUAG